AUGAACGACUAUAGUUCAUUAUUAGAUACACUCGGAAAUUACAAAGCAAAUAAUAACGACGACGAAAGCUUUUAUGAUAACUUGUACACCGUGCUCGGAUGUGUUCCAGAAAGUACGCUAGAACAAAUAUCGAUCGAAUAUAAGAAACGUGUUUUGACUUGUCACCCGGAUAGACUUAAACUCCAUGAAGACAAAUCAGCAGAAUUUCACAAAUUGCUAACAGCGUACAAGAUCCUAAGCGAUCCAACAGAGCGCGCGCAGUAUGAUAAAUGGCGUAAUUCCUCAAUUAAAGUCCCAUAUUUGAUGUGGAAAGGUCUUGGUGCACAAGCGCAGGCGGUCCAUUGGCGAGUACCUCGUGAGCGUUUGGCAAUCGAUAACGAGUGUCAUGGUGAUAAGGAAGGCGGUCUUAAUCAGAGUAUCAUAACGUCCAGCCCUAUGACAGUGGUGUAUAGAGAGCCGGAAGCGCCAUUUUGGAAGAACUCUGAUACUGACGAUCUUUAUGAAAAAUUUAGAAACUAUGAAAUAUAA
This is a messenger RNA of Paraglomus brasilianum, 528 nucleotides long. The record is from the annotation of a GenBank genome assembly. NCBI's taxonomy places the organism in Eukaryota, Fungi, Glomeromycota, Glomeromycetes, Paraglomerales, Paraglomeraceae.